AUGAUAGGCACCUCGAUUCCGCAAUACAUGCUCAUUCGAACCUGCAUCCUCGGCUUCCGUCUGAUCACGCCCCUCGCCAUCUUCUACGUAUCCUUCAGUCUCGCUGAGCACCCGACCUCGGCCGGCGGGCGCUUCUUGCUCGCAUGGAGCAUCAUCGAAGCCCUGUUCUGGCUGCUCGUCUACAUACCCCGCAAGCGCGCGCUGCAGGCCUCGGCACAACACCCGCCCGUCCUCGCCAAAGAGGACAGGAAAGCGCUGUUCUGGAAGUGCUGGGAUAAGGUACCACAUCCGGAGUACUACGUCAGCCGGUGGUUUCUGGGCGCGAGGUCUGGCGAGGUGCGCAGGGAGAAUGUGAAGGAGUUCUACGCGUGGGCGCUGAUGAACAGGGGGACGGAGAGUGAGGAUGAGCUAGUCAGACGCGCGCAGGAGGAUCCCGACGCGAAGAUUGAGGAGGAGGAAGAGUUGAAGGAGUACGUGGACGGCAUUGAGACGAUGCUGGGGAGACCGAUUCUGCCUGGGCGUGGGCCGGCAAAGUGUCUGCGGCUGACCAUUGACGACGUGGACAUGCGCCACAGGCCGGUGGUGUGGUACAUGAUCGUCAUGCUCGUAGACACCCUCACAGCCGCUUACCUACGCUGCAACAACUUCUCCCUGCACCGCACCCACCUGCACUCCUCCCUGGCCAUCUUCCCUCCCCGCCCCGCCUCGUUCUUCGCGCGCCAGCUUUCCCCCGCCCAAGACCUGAGCUACUGGUACCGCCCACACACCUCCAAAACACGACUGCCCAUCCUCUUCAUCCACGGCAUCGGCAUCGGACUGAUGCCGUACAGCCAAUGGCUCUCCUCGAUCAACGACGAAGACCCCAUAUCGCCCGCAGACGGCGAAAUCGGAAUCAUCGCAAUCGAGAUAAUGCCCAUUAGCUUCCGCCUAACGCGUGCCAUGCCGCGGCCCGAGGAGCUGUGUCGCCAAAUCAACGCAAUACUCUUGCGUCACGGGUGGGACAAGGUGGUGCUAGCCUCGCACUCGUACGGCAGCGUAAUCAGCACGCACUUGCUCAAGGACGCCGCGACAGCGGCCAAGAUCGGGCCGUGCCUGUUCAUCGAUCCAGUCACGUUUCUGCUGCACCUGCCGGACGUGGCGUACAACUUCACCGCGCGCCGCCCGCGCCUCGCAAACGAGCACCAGCUGUGGUAUUUUGCGUCCAUGGACAUCAUGGUCGCGUACACGCUGGCGCGGAAUUUCUUCUGGAGCGAGAACAUCCUCUGGAAGGACGAUCUGCGCGCGCGCGACGUCACAGUGUCGCUGGGCGGACGGGAUCUGAUCGUCGACACAGAGGCGGUGGGCAAGUACAUCAGCGGCGUUGAUCCGAAGAGCGAGGAGAGGGGCUGGAAGGACAGGGCGUGGAAGGGCUCGGGCGUGGAGACGCUCUGGUGGCCGACGGCAGACCACGCACAGGUCUUUGAGCGCAGAGAGGGGCGGGCGAAGCUCGCUCAUGUGCUGCGCGAGUACGCGAAACGUAAGGAGCAAGUCGAGGAUGAGGAGUGGCUGUGA
Molecule: messenger RNA, 1551 nt
Organism: Didymella exigua CBS 183.55
Lineage: Eukaryota; Fungi; Ascomycota; Dothideomycetes; Pleosporales; Didymellaceae
Exons: 2
Coding region: 1-1551 (516 amino acids)
Source: RefSeq, a predicted model, not a curated record